AUGACGGAUCACCCCGAGGACGAGGAGUUGGAAUUAACAUACGAAGUCGAAGAUGACGGAGACGCGUUAAAAGUAGGAGAAGGCGAUGCUCAUAACGAGGACGAAGAGCGGAAAGGUAGUGUUGGCGGCGGAGCAGCCGGCAGCGGCGGCAACGGCGACCGCGAGAACGUUAGUGGCGGCGGCAGCGGAGGCGGAAGCGGAGGCGGUGAUGGCGGAGAGCGAGGAGGUCCGGGGGAAGGAGAGGGGGCGAUCGCGCACAAUGCGCAACCAGGAGGUAACGGGCAAGAGCCCGCGGGGCAAGGGGGAGGCGGAGGCGGGACUUCAGGCGCGGACGGCCAUCCGCAAGGAGGCGGAAGUUCCGCCCAGGCGCAUCGUCCCGCGCAGGGCAUGGCGGGGCAAGCGGCAAGCGGAGGCGGAAAUUCCGGCGCGCAGCAGCAGCAGGGGGGGGGAAUGGGCGGAAAUGCUGGGCAGAUGGCGCAAGGGGAAGGGCAGGGGAGUGGAGGGUUUCAGGGUCAAGGCGGAAUGGGGGGGAUGGGGGGAAUGGGGCAAGGCGGGAUGGGGCAAGGUGGGAUGGGGCAGGGCGGAAUGGGGCCUGGCGGAGGGGGGAUGGGGGCAAUGGGCGGAGGAAUGGGUGGGAGGGGAGCCGGACAAGGCACUAUGGGUCCAGGCGGAAUGGGGGGAGGCGGAAUGGGGCAGGGCGGAGGCCAAAUGGGACAAGGGGGAGGCGGUAUGGGUCAGGGAGGAAUGGGAAUGGGUCCUGGCGGGGGAGGGGGCGGCGGAGGCGGCGGCGGGGGAGGCAUGGGCGGAGGCGGAGGGGGAGGCGGAGGGGGAGGCGGAGGGGGAUUUGAGGGGUUGGCGGUGUUUGUGGGGGACCUGCACUGGUGGACGACAGACGCGGACAUAGAAGCGGGCGCGUCAGAGUUUGGGAAAGUGGUGGGGGUGAAGUUCUUUGAAGAGAAGGCCACUGGGCGGUCUAAAGGAUACUGUCAGGUUGAUUUCGCCGAUGCAGCAGCAGCGCGUGCUUGUAAGGAGAACAUGGCAGGGCGGCUCUUCAAUGGCCGCCCCUGUAUAGUCACACCUGCCACCCCCCAAACCCUAAGGCACCUUGCUAUGGCUUCCGCCCAACCUGGGCCCCACAUGGGGCCCAUGGGGGGAGGUCCGGGGGGCAUGGGGGGAGGAAUGGGCGGCAUGGGGGGAGGCAUGGGCGGAGGCAUGGGAGGGAUGGGUGGGCCGGGGGGGAUGGGGGGAAUGGGGCCUAUGGGUGGAGGGAGGGGUGGGGGUGGGGGCAUGGGGAACUUUCCUGGAAGGGGUGGGGGGCCGAUGGGGGGCCCGAUGGGAAUGGGGGGAAUGGGGCCAGGUAUGGGGGGAAUGGGGGGAGGGAUGGGGGGAGGGAUGGGAGGAGGAAUGGGGGGAGGUAUGGGAGGAGGGAUGGGAGGGGGGAUGGGAGGGGGGAUGGGUGGAGGGAUGGGGGGAGGUAUGGUGGGUCCUAUGGGUGGUAUGGGCAUGGGAGGGGGGAUGGGGGUAGGAGGGGGCCCAAUGGGUGGGGGAGGGCCAAUGGGGGGAGGAAUGGGAGGAGGCAUGGCAGGAGGCAUGGGGGGAGGCAUGGGCGGAGCGGGCCCUAUGGGGGGAGGUUCUGGGCCAGGGAGAGGCUUUGGGCGGGGGGGAAUGAUGCCAGGGCGGGGCAUGGGGAUGGGGGGAAGAGGGGGGGUCGAUGGGGGAAGGGGGGGAAGAGGAGCAGGCGGGGACUGGGGUGGAGGGAUGGGGGGAGGAGGGGGUAUGGGAAGGGGGGGAGGGGGAAGGGGAGCUGGUACAGGGGGAAUGCCUUUCCCCGGAGGACCCCCUAUGGGGGGAGGUGGGGGGUUCGACCCGUCAAUCGGCCCAGGGGGAAUGGGGGCAGGAGGGGGGACUGUGGCAGGGGGAGGGGGAGGAGGGGGAAGGGGUUUUGCUGGUCCGCCUGGGGGAGGGGGCGGCUUCGCCAGGGGGGCCCCUGGGUUCAACCAAAUGGGCCCGGGGGGAGGGAUGGGGGGAAACAUGGGGGGAGGCAUGGGGGGAGGUAUGGGGGGGGGGGUUCCAAGCAUGGGCGGUGGUCUGCCUGGUGUUGCUCCCCACAUCAACCCAGCCUUCUUUGGGAGAGGAGGGGGAGGGGGAGGAGGGCAAAUGGGAGGAGGCGGAGGGGGAAUGGGCAGUGCAGAUGGUAACGUGGGAGGGUGGGAAGGGGGAGGAGGAAUGGGAGGAGGGGGAGGAGGAUCAUGGGGCGGUGGCGGAGGUGGGGGAGGAGGGGAGGCAGUCAAGGGUGGUGGUGGUGCCGCUGCUGGUGGUGGCCUGAACAGUGCCACAGGAAGUGGGGAGUAUUUCGAAGGCGAGGGAGGGGCGAGCUCUCAUAGAGGAGGGGGUGGGAAAAGAGGAGAGAAUGCUGAGGAAGGGAAUGAAUGA
Molecule: messenger RNA, 2433 nt
Organism: Closterium sp. Naga37s-1
Lineage: Eukaryota; Viridiplantae; Streptophyta; Zygnematophyceae; Desmidiales; Closteriaceae
Source: the annotation of a GenBank genome assembly